Messenger RNA from Caenorhabditis sp. 36 PRJEB53466, 5099 nucleotides. Lineage: Eukaryota; Metazoa; Nematoda; Chromadorea; Rhabditida; Rhabditidae. The record is from the annotation of a GenBank genome assembly.
AUGACGGACAUAAUCGAUCUCAAAUAUUCGAACCGUCGUGCGUGGUACCCUUUGCGGUGUCCGGUACGUCUGGAAAUCGACGGUCGACUCCAGACGCCCCAAUCUCUAGUCGCCACGGCCCUCAACAGCACUUCAUUCAACUUGCUGAUCAAAUCUUCAAACGGACAACAAGUGUACAUACCAUUCAACGAAGAUAGGUACGCAAUCGUUUGUUCGCUUUAUUGGAUUUAUAAUAAACUUCAACUUUUCAGAGAACUAUUCACUGCGAAUGUCGCUGCCGACCCUUCAACCUCAUCUUUGGUAAGUAAAAGAGAGCGUGUAAUUGUUUGGCCUCGACGGCCAAUAAAGGAGGAAGAGGAGAAUGAGACUUACACCUAAUUCCGACCCUGAACUAGUUUUUGAGUUUACAUAGCUGAGGACUGAAAGGACGUUCUUCUUUCAGAUCUCGUAUUGUCACUUCGAAGGUGUGACGAGAGAGGGAAGACAUGCAUUGUCGCUGUGCAAUCCGAAAGGUACGAGGAGAGGGUUACGGUUAGACUUGUCGAAAAUCGGCUCGGCUCUAGUAUAAAAUUUUUGGAGGAAAAUAUAAAUUUAGGAUCAAAAUCCGGGCCAGGCACACUCCGACCCUCUAACCCUACUCAUUUCCAGAAAUCGCCGGACUGAUCAUGUCACAAAGCAACCGAUUCGGUCUUUCUCUUGACGACGCCACCUCGUCAUCCUUUGUCCUUCAACCAUAUGUUGAGAACGAGUGCGGUAGGUGAAACAUAUAAUCCUCUUUCCCCCACAAUUUCACAAUUCGUUAACGGAAGUCUCGUGUUGAAAGAGACAGAGAGGAAAAGAGCGUUUACAAUUUUACGGGGCAUUUAUCAAAGAGAAUAGAUGGCGGAACCUCGGCCACAAACCAGUUUGGCCUUUCCUCAAGAAGGAACAUGCAACAUUAAUCAUGAACCACCUCCGUUCUCUUUCCAAUUAUAUUGUUCAGAUCUCGGUUCACUGGUGUCAUCGACGGCGCCGUCACGCGAAAAGCGGCAAGCGGGAAAGACGAAUUCGGCGAUCGAUCGGAAUCCGUCUUACAUUAAAGAACAUCUGGAUGGACGGAAACGAUAUGUCGAGCUGGCAUUGGUCGCCGAUUACUCUGUGGUACGGGCUGAAAUCGAACAGUGAAAACAUUUUGUGUUGAGAGCUGGAAGGGUUUGGCCAGCAAAACCUUCUUUCCGGGACGGCAUCUUGCAAGUCUGGUGUGUAUGUAGUGAUUCUGGAAAGGUCUAACUCUGUACGCAAAGGAAAUGCUCAGACAAGUAACAAGGGACCGUGCCGAUGUCGAUUACUUUCGUCGACACGGACGCUCCGUAUAUUCAGACGGAAUUUCUGUUGAAACUGAAGGAAAAUAUGUACUGUAGAAAACCAUGAGGACCUAGAAAUACAACUUUAGAAAAAUGCUAUUUUUCAGUACACCAAGUACGAUUCGGACGAGAAGAAGGUCAACGACUACAUGCAGCAGACGUUGAACAUCCUCAAUUCGGUGAGCCCCACAACUAUCCUCGUGUCAUUCUCAAUUCAAUUCAUUUGCAGCUUUACUUCCCCCUCAACAUCCGAAUCACCCUUGUUCACUCGGAAAUCUGGAAGAAAGGCGAUCAAAUCUCUGUGAUUGCCGACUCGAAGGAGACCUUGACCAGUUUUAUGGAGUACAAGAAGCUGAUGCUCAAGGAGCACUUUUUCGACACAGGAUACCUGAUGACGUGAGCUUUCGGUGAAAGUUUUACGCAAGGUUUGUAAUUCUUCGUUGUAGCACCCUCCGCUUCGAUGAUGGUGUUGUGGGAAAAGCCUACAAAGGAACGAUGUGCUCGUACGACUAUUCCGGAGGCGUUUAUGUGGUGAGUUUUAACCGACACUCUGCGGAGAACUCAAAAAACCAAGUUGUUAUCAGUUCUGUACGCUUUUUUUUUGAAAGGAAUUCCAUAAAAACCGGCCAAAAUACGGAAAAAAUUAUAUUCACUUGUCCGCGAGGACUACACGGCCGAGAAUUCUCUCCUCGGCCAUGCUCCUCUCAACGCGUUGUGUGUGUAUGCCAUCGUUGCGAAAUGUUGGAGAAACAUGUUUUGUGUAUGUUGCGACGCAUUGGAAACAAAACUGAUAAGACCUUAUUGGGGAGAAAUACACUAACAAAAUGAAAUUGAGAAAUGACACUUUCGAUGAGACUGACAAACACUGGUUCCUGCAACCUGAACACCUCACAACUGUAUCACUUUUAUUAAUAUCCGCAACUGUUUCAGGACCACAACAAUGACACCGUUGAGACCGUUGCCACGUUUGCCCACGAGCUCGGUCACACUUUUGGAAUGGACCACGAUCCCGACGACAAGGACGCGUGCUACUGCCCCAUGCCCCGAUGCAUCAUGGCUCCACAGUCUGGUCACAUGGAAGUAUGGUCUGAGUGCAGUGUCAAGAACUUGGCCAGUGGAUUCAGUCGUGGCAUUGAUCUGUGUCUGUUCAAUGAGCCCGGCAAGAAAGCGAGUGACGCAAAGUGUGGAAAUGGAAUUGUGGAACCGGGAGAAGAAUGCGAUUGUGGGCCGUUGAAAUGCGACAACGACUGCUGCAACGGUAGUACAUGCAAACUGAUCGGAGAAGCGUUGUGUGCACACGGAGACUGUUGCGAUUUGAAGACGUGCAAACCGAAGCCACGAGCUACCGUAUGCCGUACUGCCGUCAGUCUCUGCGACCUGGAUGAGUAUUGUAACGGAGAAACAAACGACUGUCCUGCAGACUUUUUCGUGCAGAACGGAGCAACUUGUCCCGGAAGAGAGAAUGUGAGUUUCAUUUGGUAUCAACAAUACAACACAAACUAGUUGUAUCAAGCAGUAAACAAUGAAUUAUUCAGGAGUUCUGCUACGAAGGAGGAUGCGGAAGUCGGAACGACCAGUGCACGAAACUAUGGGGACCAACUGGACAUGCUGGCGAUGAUAACUGCUAUCGGAGAAACACGGAAGGAAACUUCCACGGAAACUGUGGAUUCAACGCGCAUACCAAGGAGUUCAAGAAGUGUGAAUCCGAGUGAGUUAUUGUCAAGACCUACAGAUUAUUCAAGUCUUGGGCCCAGAAUCUUGCAUGUCCGAUAGCCUAGCCCAACUGAACUUUUCGAUUUCAGAAACACGAAAUGCGGGCUCUUGCACUGUGAGACCCAAGCGGAACGUCCAGUGUUCGGAGAUCCCGGCUCGGUCACCUUCACCCACAGCACAGUCUACUCCUCGCUGAAACCGGACGACAAAAAGUUCUGCUACGUGUUCAAGUCGGCGUACGGCGGUCUCAACGCUCCGGAUCCGGGAAUGGUGCCCGAUGGAGCGAUGUGCGGCGAAGAAGAGGUAUUGGCUAUUCUUAACCUUGCUCCCUUUUCUAAAAAAAAAUGUCUCCUUCAGAUGUGCAUUGGACAAAAGUGUCAAAAGAAGGAAAAGUUGACGAAAGUGACUGCCCAGUGUUUGGAUAAUUGCAACUUCCGAGGUUCGCCGACCACGUUUUGUUUGGACUAGAAACCAAGAGAACUUGGCACUUUGCUGAUCCCCGGGAUUAUAUGUACAAUGUAUUUGAGAAUUUGUUUGCAGGAGUGUGCAACAAUGUCGGAAACUGUCACUGCGAACGGGGAUUCGGAGGAAUCGCUUGCGAAAUUCCGGGAUACGGAGGAUCCGUGAACAGUAACGAGGCCUACAAGUUCAGAGGGUGCGGAAAUGGCAAACAGAGCCAACAUAAACACGGUUUUUCUGCAGAAUCACACUGUCCUCAAUGUUCUUGGUGUUCAUCAUUCUGUUUGGAUUUCUGAUUGCCGGACUUUGCAUUUACUAUCGUGUCAAACGGAAGAGAAACUUGCUUUCUGAGUGAGUUUUGUUUCUCACAAUUCUGCAUUGACCUUCAUACGUUUUCAGAUGGUGGAGUGUGGUCAAGAAGCGUUUCGACUUGCACGGAGAACUUGUACCUGUUCGGAAAGCUCCACCACCGCCGUAUGCCCAGCGAAUUCGGUUGGUUCACUUUAAAGAUUUCGGGCAAUUAACAAGCAUUCAUUCAUGACGUUUCAGACAAAGUUUCACUGCAAUGUGGGGCGAGGACCAUUCUCACGUGGCAGUUGCUCAACCGGCCCACCCACGCAACUGCUACAGCGCGUGCUGCCGUCAACCGCCCCGAUUCGAGCCACCAUCCAUUCCAAUGGUCACAUUGAAGAAUCACGAGCUCGCCAGUCCCACACCUCUUCUGAAUCCCGCUGAAAAGGAACAGCAACAAACGGCCGAGUUGUAUCCUGUUACUGAGAAGUUCCGCACUGACUCAGCGGUGAGUUAUUGUCAAAACCAUGUCAUUUCCGUCCUGAGAAAUAAUAUCUAUGUACCGGAACAGGGUCAUAGUGACCAAUAACAUCAACUUGUGUGGUCACCCAAAAACAAUGCAUUAUUGUUAUUUCCGAUUUGCAGGCAUCGUUCAACCGCAUCGGAUCGCUUCGUCCAACUGUUCAACCACCGCCAGUGCCGCGGCCCAGCAACGAUGUAUUGACGAAAUUCAAUCAAGACUUGAAAAAUGAGAGCAAAACGAAAUACGAGAAACUGUGAGAGCAGGAAAAAUGGUCAAUAGUGGAACGUAUACAUUUUUAGGAACAAAACAUUACCGCUUCCGCCGCCACUUCCGAAAGAGAAACCAAAGACCGGCAGUUCGACGAGUCUUCGGAGGAAUGAGAGCAUGCGGCCUGAACAGGCACCGCCACCACCACCACCCGCCCACGCUGUACGUAUUGCACAGGGUCUUUAUGAAGAACAUUUUAGAGAUCUGAGACUUUUUGAACUUGAUAUCAUCAAUGAUCCUUGCCCUGAAUCCGGUCAGACAAUACGAAUGCAACUUGUCGCGGGUUUUUAGAACUAAAAUUUCCGUACACAGAGUCUCCGGCUUAGAACUCAUUGUUCAGAUGAAUGAUAUCAUCAUUCUAAUCCCAAUCUUUUCAGAAGCCAUCUCUUCCGGUCAAACCACCAAAAGUAGUCAGUCAGCCACAGGAUUCGGAUGAUGUCACCGAAGAGAAGGUGGACGUGCGAUCGAUGGCCGCAAUGUUCAAUCAGAAACUGAAAAAGUGA